Molecule: messenger RNA, 4626 nt
Organism: Jaculus jaculus (lesser Egyptian jerboa)
Lineage: Eukaryota; Metazoa; Chordata; Mammalia; Rodentia; Dipodidae
Gene: Fanci
Product: FA complementation group I
Exons: 38
Coding region: 80-4060 (1326 amino acids)
Biological process (GO): DNA repair
Molecular function (GO): DNA polymerase binding
Source: RefSeq, a predicted model, not a curated record
AGUGCGUCGGCGUAGGGUUGAGCGGGCUUUUUGGACGGCGCUGGCGGCGGUGGUGCUGAGGUCCUUGGUAUGAACAACAAUGGACCAAAAAAUUUUAUCUCUAGCAACAGAUAAAGCAACAGGCAAACUGCAGGCAUUUCUUCAAAACCUGAAAGAUGAGGAUUUGACUAGUCUCCUUCAGAAUCAAGCAGUGAAAGGAAGAGCCACUGGAGCACUCCUCAGAGCCAUCUUUAAAGGUUCCCCUUGCUCAGAGGAGGAUGGAGCUCUUAGGAGACAUAAGGUAUACACUUGGUGUAUCCAGCUGGUUGAAUCAGGAGAGUUGCAGCAAGAUGUUUCAUCUGAGAUCAUAGGAUUACUAAUGCUGGAGGCUCACCAUUUUCCAGGACCAUUAUUGGUUGAAUUAGCCAAUGAGUUUGUUGUUGCUAUCAAAGAGGGCAACCUAGUGAAUGGAAAGUCUUUGGAGUUACUGCCCAUUAUUCUCACAGCCUUGGCUACUAAAAAAGAAGGUUUGGCUUAUGGAAAAGGUGAUUUUAAUGGGGAAGAGUGUAAGAAGCAGUUGAUUAACACCCUCUGUUCUGGCCAAUGGGAUCAACAGUAUGUAAUCCAGCUCACCUCCAUGUUCAAGGAUGUCCCUUUGACUGCAGAAGAGGUGGAGUUUGUGGUGGCAAAAGUGUUGAAAAUGUUUUCUAAAUUGAAUCUUCAAGAAAUACCGCCUUUGGUCUAUCAGCUUCUGGUUCUGUCAUCAAAGGGAAGCCGAAAGAGUGUUCUGGAUGGAAUAAUAACCUUCUUCAGUGAGCUGGAUAAACAGCACAGUGAAGAACAAAGUGGUGAAGAGUUGUUAGAUGUUGUUGCCAUGCCAUCAGAUGAGCUUCAUCAUGUGGAAGGGACCAUUAUUCUGCACAUUGUGUUUGCCAUUAAAUUGGACUGUGAACUAGGCAGAGAACUUCUGAAGCAUGUAAAGGUGGGACAGCAAGGAGAUUCCAGUAAAUACUUAUGUCCUUUCAGUAUUGCUCUACUGCUCUCUGUAACAAGAAUACAAAGAUUUAACGAACAGGUGUUUGAUCUUUUAAAGGCUUCAGUUAUAAAAUAUUUUAAGGAUCUUCAGCUCCUCCAAGGCUCAAAAUUUCUUCAGAAUCUAGUCCCUGCUAGAGCUUGUGUUUCAACUAUGAUCUUGCAAGUAGUAAAGAAUAGUGUUCAUAGUUGGGAUCAUGUAGUACAAGGCCUGGUAGAACUUGGUUUCAUUUUAAUGGAUUCAUAUGGGCCAAAGAAGAUUCUUGAUGGAAAAGCUGUUGAAAGCUUCAGUCUUUCUAAAAUGCCAAACCAGCAUGCGUGUAAGCUGGGAGCUAAUAUCCUGUUGGAAACUUUUAAGAUACAUGACAUGAUCAGACAAGAAAUUCUGGAACAAGUCCUCAAUAGAGUUGUGACUCGAGCAUCCUCUCCAAUCAGUCAUUUCUUAGAGUUGCUUUCAGACAUCAUCAUGUAUGCACCCUUAAUUCUUCAGAGUUGUUCUUCAAAAGUCACAGAAACUUUUGACUGUUUGUCCUUCCUGCCCCUUCAGACUGUACAAGGGCUGCUUAAGGCAGUGCAGCCACUUCUCAAAAUCAGCAUGUCAAUCAGAGACUCAUUGAUAAUUGUCCUUCGGAAAGCUAUGUUUGCCAGCCAGCUUGAUGCACGAAAAUCUGCUGUUGCUGGGUUUUUGCUGCUUCUGAAGAACUUUAAAGUUUUAGGAAGCUUGUCUUCUUCUCAAUGCAGUCAGUCUAUUGGUAUCAGUCAGGUUCAGGUGGAUGUUCACAGCCGUUACAAUUCUGUUGCCAAUGAAACAUUUUGCCUUGAGAUCAUGGAUAGUUUGAGAAGAUGCUUAGGGCAGCAGGCUGAUGUUCGACUCAUGCUUUAUGAGGGGUUAUAUGAUGUUCUUCGAAGGAACUCUCAACUGGCAAGUUCAAUCAUGCAGACUCUGCUUUCACAGUUAAACCAGUACUAUGAACCAGAACCUGACCUGCUGCCUCCUCUGAAAUUAGGAGCUUGUGUUCUGACCCAAGGAAAUCAGAUCUCCCUACAAGAACCAUUGGAUCAUCUGCUGUCUUGUAUUCAGCAUUGUUUGGCCUGGUAUAAAAGUAGAGUGGUCCCCUUACGACAGGGAGAUGAUGAGGAAGAAGAGGGAUUUUAUCAUGAACUAGAUGAUAUGUUGGAAUCUAUUACUAAUAGAGUGAUUAAGAGUGAACUGGAAGAUUUUGAACUGGAUAAGUCAUCAGAUUUUUCUCAGAGCACUGAUGUUGGCAUCAGAAAUAAUAUCUUUGCAUGUCUCAUGAUGGGAGUUUGUGAAGUGCUAAUAGAAUAUAAUUUCUCCAUAAGUAAUUUUAGUAAGAGUAAGUUUGAGGAGAUUCUGAGCUUAUUUAUGUGUUACAAGAAGUUUUCUGACAUCCUUAAUGAAAAGACUGGUAAAGGCAAAACCAAAAUGGCCAGUAAGGCAAAUGAUAGUUUACUAUCCAUGAAAUUUGUGUCUGAUCUUCUCACUGCUCUUUUCAGGGAUAGCACCCAAAGCCAUGAAGAGAGCCUGUCUGUUCUCAGGUCCAGCAAUGAAUUUAUGCACUAUGCAGUGAAUGUAGCUCUGAAGAAAGUACAACAACUGAUACAAAGAGGGCAUGUGAGUGGUCCUGAUGGCCAAAACCUAGACAAGGUCUUUCAGAACCUCUGUGACAUAACUCGCGUCUUGCUAUGGAGAUACACUUCAAUCCCUACUUCAGUGGAAGAAUCAGGAAAGAAAGAGAAAGGAAAGAGUAUCUCACUGCUGUGUUUGGAGGGUUUGCAGAAGAUAUUCAGCGCUGUGCAACAGUUCUAUCAGCCCAAGAUUCAACAGUUUUUCAGGGCUCUGGAUGUCACAGAUCCAAAAGAUGAAGAAGAUACAGAUGUCAGUGUCACUCAAAGAGCUGUAUUCCAGAUCCGGCAGUUUCAGAGGUCCUUGUUGAAUUUACUUAGCAAUGAAGAGGAAGAUUUUAAUAGUAAAGAAGCCCUCUUACUCGUCACUGUGCUCUCCACUUUGUCUAAGCUGCUGGAGCCCACCUCGGCUCAGUUUGCACAGGUAUUGUCCUGGACUUCUAAGAUAUGCAAGGAAAAUAGCUGGGAGGAUGCCUCAUUUUGCAGAAGCUUGAUGAACCUGCUCUUCAGCCUGCAUGUUUUAUGUAAGAGUCCUGUCACUGUGCUUCGUGACUUGUCCCAGGAUAUCCAUGGGCAGCUGGGAGAUAUAGACCAGGAUGUAGAAGUGGAGAAAACAAACCACUAUGCUAUGGUGAAUUUGAGAACAGCUGCCCCCACUGUCUGCUUACUUGUACUGAGUCAGGCUGAGAAGAUUCUGGAAGAAGUGGACUGGUUAAUCACCAAACUUAAAGGACAAGUGAGCCAAGAUACACUGUCAGAAGAAUCCUCUUCUCAAGCAGUUCCACCAAACCUUCCCGCCGAGAAAGCCAUCAUCAUGCAACUGGGAACCCUGAUUACAUUUUUCCAUGAGCUAGUACAGACAGCCCUGCCAUCGGGCAGCUGUGUCGACACCUUAUUAAAGGACCUGUGCAAAAUAUAUACCAUCCUUACAGCAUUUGUCAGAUAUAAUCUCCAGGUAUGUCCGAGCUCUGGAGGAAUUCCAAAAAAUGUGGAAAAGUUGGUGAAGUUGUCUGGCUCACUUUUGACCCCCUAUUGUUAUUCUUUCAUAUCUUAUGUGCAGAACCGGAGUAACAAUCUGAAGUACACAGGAGAGAAGGAAAAGGAAAAAGCUACUAUUCCCGCAGUAACGGCCACCAAAGUUCUUCGGGAAACCAAGCCAAUCCCUAACCUGAUUUUCGCCAUUGAACAGUAUGAAAAAUUUCUCAUCCAGCUAUCUAAAAAGUCCAAGGUGAACCUGAUGCAGUACAUGAAGUUCAGCACCUCCCGGGACUUCAAGAUCAAGGGGAGCGUCCUGGACAUGGUUCUUCGGGAGGAUGCGGAAGACAGAAAUGAAGAGGGCACUGCAUCAGCACACAAGAGACAGGACAAAGAACCAGCCAAAAAAAGGAAAAAAUUAAAUGCCUGAGUUAAAUUAACCUUUGGGGCUUCUACUUUCUUUGUACCCAAAAGUGCCCCUUUUCCUAUAGCCCAAGAUGAUGUUGGCAUCUUGGUUCUAAACCCACUGAACUCAAGUGUCCAUUAGAAGGAAUCCUGUUACUGAGAAACUGCUGUCUUGGGCAAGCCCUUUUGCAAAAAGCAUGGCUGAAAGCCUGAGUUAGGAGACAUCACUGCCCAACGAAGCUCCAUAGGAGCAAAUACAGAGCACCUCCAGGCGGCGCUAGGCUACGGUCCAGGCUGGCUUCGUUUGUCCAAGGAGCCUUUGGUGAGUUCAAUUAUCUGGUAAAUAUCCAGUGCUUCACCUGAAAGACAGUUACAGUUGGUUAGGAUGAAGAGUUGUGACUGAGAGAGAACUCAGAAAAGAAUCUGGAACUUCAUGUCAAGGUCAAAGGAGAGUGGGUGGAAGAACUAACAAUAAUAACUAGGAAUGGUAAAAAGGUUGUCUCAAAUACAUCUCAAACAAGUUACUGUUUGAACAUUACAGUUUUUACCUAAGAAUGCACUUUGACUUACACAAUAAAUCCUUUAAACAUU